ACGUAUUUCGUCAGUGUGAUUUCGUAAGAAAUUGUGAAAAAACGUUUCCCGAUCAGGCGGAAUUAAUCUUAGCAAAGUCAUGUUUUACUGACAAAACAUAUUUAAAUGGCGAGGUUUAUAGCACAAAUAAUCGUCCUGGGUGGACAAGUGGUAGCACGAGCUUUUACUCAAGCAUUGAGACAGGAAUUUCAAAGAGGACAAGCUGCUCAAAGUGCAGCCAAAACUGCAAAAGAAGGAGCGAAACGAGCCACAACAAACAGCAUGAUGGGAAUAUCAUUAGAGGAAGCCAAACAAAUUCUAAAUGUGGAAACAAUUGACAAAGAAGCAAUUACUAAAAGUUAUGAUCAUUUGUUUAAAGUAAAUGAAAAGUCUGGUGGAGGGUCGUUUUAUAUACAGUCAAAGGUGGUUCGCGCUAAGGAAAGACUGGAUGCUGAACUGGAAGCUACGGGAAAAGAAACGCAACAAAAUGAGAAUAAUGAUGACAAAUGACGUAACAACUGACGUCACAAAUGACGUAACAAAUGACGUAGUGGAGCACACAGCAAAGUAUGGAAUGAAAUCAUUCCCCGGGCGGCAAUUUUUACCAUGUUAGCUUGCAUGAACACUGUGACACCCAACCACAAGGCCACUAUAAAUUUCUACUUUGAAAUUAUUAGACAGUUUUAAACUAAGGUUAGCCGAAAUUCUUUAUUACGUGUGCUUGUCAAGUGUGCUCACAUAGCUACUGUAUUUAAACAUGAUGUUAAUUGCUUCUUUCAAUCACUGUAGUAACUUGUGUAAGUUCAAAAAAAGCCUUUUUUGAAAUACCCUGUAUAUAAUAAAGUUUGUAUAUAAUCAAAAUAUCUCUACAGUGCAUGAGAAGGCUAGUCUUUGAGAUUCAAUCAGCUCUAAUGCCCGGCCAAACUCGUAGUUUUUUACACGAGAAAUCCAAGUACAAUUCAUUUCUAUCAUUGAAUACAGUUCUUUAAAAUAUAUCUCACAUUGUUUUAUCUACUGCAGUUUAAAAAGAAUAUAACAACGAAUAUUUUCAGUAAAAUUUUAUGGACUUAAAACAACUAUUAUCGAACAAAUUAUUACGAGAAAGUAUUAAAACUUCAAUAACUUUUUUAUUACUUGAAAACAAACAAAGUGUUUAGUCCUGUGAAAAUAUAGACCCCAUGGCCAUGCCAAAUUCAUUGCCGGUGUUUUUAAACUUUCUAUCAAUAGUCUUGUCUGAACAAUAUGUAGGUUCGAUAAUGGCAGCCCCGUUUUCUUGUGAAAUAUCAAAAUUCAAAACAAUAAAAGGGUUUCUUUAUGUUAUAUUGCAUAUAUACCGGCUCUUUGAAGAGGUAAAAAAGAUUAAUACAUUUAAUGACUGGUUGUUAAUAUAACUUGACAUAUUUCAGUCAAAUUUGAAUUCAUGCAAUUAUAU
Molecule: messenger RNA, 1411 nt
Organism: Dendronephthya gigantea
Lineage: Eukaryota; Metazoa; Cnidaria; Anthozoa; Malacalcyonacea; Nephtheidae
Product: mitochondrial import inner membrane translocase subunit tim16-like
Exons: 5
Coding region: 106-489 (127 amino acids)
Biological process (GO): protein import into mitochondrial matrix
Cellular component (GO): TIM23 mitochondrial import inner membrane translocase complex
Source: RefSeq, a predicted model, not a curated record